AUGACACUCCCCGACUCCCCCAUGCCAGGCACCUUCAUCCUGGACUCCCCCAUCCCCCCAAAACUCGACCUUGUCGGCGCCAGAUCCCAAUUCUACCGCUCCCCCCAUACGCCAUCCGCAGCCUCCUCGCUCCAUCGCUCCGCCCGUUCGGACCAUGGAAGCCGCAAAAAACGUGCCCGAUACGGCUACGGAUAUGUGGCUGACGGUGACGCUGCUGGAUUUCUGGAAGAGCACUCUUCUUUAUCUCCUUCCAAAACUGCCGCGAGCACUACGUUGAAUACAACUAGCAUCACUGCUACGACAUGGCGAGACCAGUCGAUGACGACAACCUCUCUGUCUCGCAUCGCCAGCCCGACGCCGCUAGUUAAUACCGCCUAUCGCUUUGCGGGCGGUGUGGAUACGUCGUCGACGCUCCCGUUUGAGAAACAGGGUUACUAUGAUGAUGGUGAUGACGAUGACGAUGACGAUGACGAUGACGCGAAUGGGCCGGAGGUGGAUUAUCGUCCGAAUCGCUAUCAGGACCUGGUACAUAUGCCCAUGGACACACCUUCAUUGGCUGGGUCUCCCGUCUGUGGUGGGCGGGCUGUGAGUACGGCGAGGAAGCGGAGUAGACGGGAGUCGAUGUUGUCGUCGCAGCGGGAUGGGAUGAGGGUGGGCGGUUCUUCGGAGGGCGGUGGCGAUGGAGGGCGUGGCUGGGGCUCUGCUGUGAUCAAGAUUGUUGGCGGAGUUGCGGUGAAGGUGUGGGACCUUUGCUGGCCGGGUCCGUUUCGUGGGUUUUAUGCUGGGGGUGGGAAGGGCUAUGAGAUGCCUUCUGAACAGCUCCCACCACUGUCGUCGCAGGCAUCGACGAUGCCACGACUGGUCGACGCGGGCUCGCGGCAGAAUGUCUGUGAGAAGGAUGGUGACUUCUCUUCCGGUGAUAAACGAACGGACGGGCCGAUUAAUGUCCCGGGACAGUUCCCCGCCGCAUCUAUUACUAACAGCCAGCGAUACCUUCACAGUGUUAACCACGAUGAGCUACAGGGGAACUGGGUUCUGGUUAGGAAGGGUAAGAGCGCGCGGGAAGAAGAGGCUUUAAGCCCUUCAUCUUCUUCAUACACUUCAGCUCGCAACAUGCCGCCCGAGAGCAAUAGCAUAUAUCACCACCCCGUCAGCACGCCGCGGCGAAUCGCAGUGGGCAGACUGGCCAGGAGACAGACUCUGAUACCCAUGGCAUCGCGACCAUCAUCUUCGUAUUCGUCUUCGCACCACCUCUACAGUAAUACCAACGAUACCAACAAUAAUAACAACAAUCUGACUCAUCGUCAUCAUCAUCAUCAUCACUUCAGCCGGAAGAACGCCUCCUCGUCGCCCUUCGAACCCAACCGAUCAAGAGGCCCGACCAAACAAGGGAGUUCACCUGUGUCCCUUGAAGCGCAGCGGUAUGCGGCCAAGGCGAAGCGGCGGGAACGCGAGGAGGAUGCGAGCAUCCGUCGGUUGAAUCAGCAGUUGAAAGCGAUGAUUAAGGAAGGGAGGGAGGCACUGGGGACGACGAUUGAGAUUGAGGAUGAUGGGAUGGAUGUGGAUGAAUGGGAUUGA
Paracoccidioides lutzii Pb01 is the source of this 1578-nucleotide messenger RNA. RefSeq lists its product as hypothetical. Bases 1 to 1578 code for a protein of 525 amino acids. The record is from RefSeq and is a predicted model, not a curated record. The transcript has a single exon.